AUGAAGGGCUUUGCAUGUGAUAGCCAUGACCUUGAGCAGCAGCGCCCCAAGCUCUUGACGGAGUCCCGAAGGGUCAGCUGCGCCCCAUCAAACGUGGGACUCGCGACGUCUUCCCAACCAGCAUCGCCUCCGUCUCGUCUGGGCUCAGUUUUGAUUUGUUUGCGCUCAGCCACUGAACCGCAGCAGUCGGGCAGUGGCCCAGGAGGGCCUUCGGGGUCGAGGGAGACCCGGCCGGGUGUGGCGGGCGGAGAGCGCCGCUUGCCGUUGCCUUCCUUGGAGGCUCUCCUGGGCUCCGCCGCUGCAGGCGGGCGGCCUCCGGCUCCACGGCGAGGGGCGAGUUCGCCCGAAGGCUUCGCGCGGCGGCUGAACCACGCGGGGAGAAGGCGGAGCCCUGCGGGACCCCCCCCCCCGAUCAGCCCCCCCCCCCGGGGCUGGAAUGGAUGGUCUCCAUGGCGACCCCUGGAGAACAGAGGAAGCGACAGAGGCGGCGGCGACCCCGCGGAGGGCGCGCCCGGCCUGGCCAGGGCGGGCGGCGCCUUCCUUCGCGGAGCCCCCCCGGCCCGGCCCGGCCCGGCGCUGCUCGAGGCGAGGCGAGUCGAGGCGAACCUCCAGCGGCCGUCGGGGGCGCGAAGCCGAGCCCGACGCUCUAGCCCGGCUGUCUCCGUGGCGGAAGCGGCUUCCCCGCCCCUUCCGAUGCCGUAA
Eublepharis macularius is the source of this 702-nucleotide messenger RNA. Its product is annotated as putative cuticle collagen 80. Lineage: Eukaryota; Metazoa; Chordata; Lepidosauria; Squamata; Eublepharidae. The transcript is spliced from 2 exons. The record is from RefSeq and is a predicted model, not a curated record. The coding region runs from base 1 to 702 and encodes 233 amino acids.